This is a messenger RNA of Tetrahymena thermophila SB210, 2325 nucleotides long. RefSeq lists its product as hypothetical. The record is from RefSeq and is a predicted model, not a curated record. NCBI's taxonomy places the organism in Eukaryota, Ciliophora, Oligohymenophorea, Hymenostomatida, Tetrahymenidae. The transcript is spliced from 3 exons.
ACAAAGAUUAUUUCAAGAAAUAUUUUCAGUAUAUCUUUAAAAAAUUUUAAAUAAAAAUUCAUUUAAUUAAAAAUAAUCAAUCAUUCAGUUUUUAUGGAUAUAUAAGAAUUAAAUAACGAUCAGAUAUACGAAUUAGUAAAGGAACUACUGCCCUAAUUAGAGUAAGAUAUUCGUAAAGAUGUGGAGUAAUAAAUGAAAUAAGAAUAUGAAGAGCGCAUAUCGAGAGCAGCUGAUGAAAUCCAAUAGAAUGCUCUAAAAGAGCUCGACUCUAUAUUCAUGGAAGUGUAAAACGAAACUUAAAAGCAAUUUGAAGAAAAGCUCAAGGAAUUGGAAGACAAGGAAAAAGAAUUAGAGGAAUAAUUUAAAAAUGUUGAAACAGUCGUAAAAGAAGAGGUUGAAUAAAAAGUGAAAUAAGGAUUUGAAGAAGAAAAGAAAGCUUUAGUUUAAAAUAUUAUUGAUGAAAUUAACAAAUAAGGAUUCAAUGAAGAUAUAGAAAUUAAGAUAAGAGAUAAAUUGAGAUUAGAGUAUGAAGAAGAAAUUAAAAAGGAGAUGUAAAAAAAGGAAAAAUAAAUGAAAGUUAAUUUACAAAAAAAGUUAGACAAUGAAAGGAAAUAGCUUGAAGAGUUUUAUAAACUAGAAAUAAAGGCUAAAAUAGAUAAAGAAAAGAAGCUACUUGAAAAGGAAAAGUCUGAGCUUGCUCGUUUGAAGUCACUGAAAAAUGUUAAACUUAAUAAAUUAGAAGAUGAAAAGAACAAAAUAAAAUCUUAGUUGCAGGAUUAAGAAAAGAACUACAAAGUUAUCAUUGAUAAUCUUCAAAAUUAAAUCAAAGAUGUUUCUGCUUAAAUAGAAAGAUAUAGAAAAGAUAUGAAUGUUAAAGGAAUAUUAAAAAACACUUAAUCUCAAUUCAACUAAAAUCAAAGCUUGUAGCAAGAAUAGUAAGCUUUAGGGCGUAGCAAUAUAAAUAAUUUAUCAUAUUAAGAAGGAAAAUCUCCUAAAAAUUAAUACUAUUAGUAGUAGCAAUAUUAAUAAAAUUCUUAAAUAGAUAAGGAAAAUAAUUUUGUCUAACCUAGAAAGUACAGUAAUAACAGUGGUAUUAACUAGUAAGGUGUCUUGCAAGAUGAUAUUGAAUUCUAAAAAAAAUAUCUAAGUAAUUCAAAUAAAUCACCUUUCUUACUUACAUAAACAUAAAAUAAUUUACUUGAAUAUUAAACUGGUCAGCUUAUCUAAGAAUAAAAUCAAUCAGCUGCUUUUUAAAAUCAAAUUGAAAACAGAAAUCUUAACGAUGAUGUUCUAAACAAUUUUGACCCACUUUCCCCUCCUCCUUCAACCUAUAAAAAAAAAUUCUCUGCCCUUUCAAAUAGUGGCUCUAAGUCUUAACCAGGAUAGCUCCAUUUGCUUGGAUAACAGAAAUCUUCUUUAGAAAUAUAUAAUGAAUAUCAAAAAAAGCAGUAAUAAAAUAAUGCAAACAUGAAAAAUAGCAAUAUUUAAGAUAAUUCUAUGAAUGAACAAGAAUUAGAUGGAAACACUAAAGAUUAGUAAUCAAGAGACAGAGUUAAUAGCUGCAGUAAUACUCAACAACAAUAAUAAACUAACUAAAUAAAUUCUGAAAAUAAAGGAUUGAAUAUAGGUGAUUCUUUCUGUAAAAAACCUGAAGGAGAUUCUUUAAAAGACAGAAUGAUGAAAUAAAAGAAACAUAACUUAGAGCUAAAAAUUUAACAAAAUGAAUAAUACUAUGAUAAAUAUAUAGCCCUAGAAAGUUAUCUUUAACAGUAAUUUAUUGAAAAGAUAAGAGCUACAUAUAAUUAAAAAGAAAAUAUCACAGAGUUAAUUUAAAACUUGAUUGAUGCAUGGAAUUAUAGAAAUAUUAGUUAUGCUGAAAGAAUAGAAUUUAUAGGAAGACUUGAGUACUUCUAACAAGACUUUGAUGGAGUUUAUACCACUCUAAACACUCAUUAUGAAAAUCUUCGUAACGAUAUUUUAAUCAGCCAAAAAAUUAUUGAAAAAAUGAAUUACAGAGAAAGUCUUUUAAUUCAGCAAUACUAACAAUAACAAAUUUCUUAGGGCUAGAGUGUAGAUCCAGAUUAAUUUGAUUAAAUAGCCAGAUUAUCUGCUAGAAAAGUUAAUCAAGAUAUAAAAUCUAUUGAUCUAGAAAUCAUUUCAAUUAUUGAUGAAUUUUAAACAAUUUAUAAAAAGGCAUUUACUUGGUAAGGCUUUAUACUUAAAGAUCUUAUAGAAGUUGAGUUAUGGGAAGAAAGUUAAAGCGCCUAAAGUAUGUCAGAUAUUAAAUCUUUAAUCAUGUAAAAACUUCAAAAUAAAUUAAACUGA